Spea bombifrons (plains spadefoot toad) is the source of this 3808-nucleotide messenger RNA. RefSeq names its product nicotinamide nucleotide transhydrogenase (gene NNT). Gene Ontology annotation, molecular function: NAD binding; NADP binding. The transcript is spliced from 22 exons. The coding region runs from base 174 to 3434 and encodes 1086 amino acids. Gene Ontology annotation, cellular component: mitochondrial inner membrane. Lineage: Eukaryota; Metazoa; Chordata; Amphibia; Anura; Pelobatidae. Gene Ontology annotation, biological process: NADPH regeneration; proton transmembrane transport. The record is from RefSeq and is a predicted model, not a curated record.
CCGCACUGCUUCCAGAGUCCUUCCGGUGCACUAAGUAAACUCCCCAGCUGCUUGUUCUCUCAGUCCCCCUGCCUGCAGCGGCCGGAGCGGGAGGUGCAGGGCUCUGCGGACUUCACUGCCAGCGGCUCUAAGGUUGGAAUUGCGAAGCGUCGAGGCCGUAAGAUCCGGACACCAUGGCUGGCCUCCUGAGAUCAGUGGCAACCAGCUGCUCAAGUCCCCUGUUCAGCAGUGUUAUUUCCCUGAAGGUUCAGACUGUGAAGACACCAUGCCUGCGCAUGUUCCGCACUCACCGAGCACUUUGGUGCCAGCAGCCCGUAAAACCAGGGAUUCCAUACAAACAGCUGACAGUGGGCGUGCCCAAGGAGAUCUUCCAGAACGAGAGACGAGUGGCGCUGUCACCUGCAGGGGUACAGGCUCUGGUCAAACAAGGUUUCAAUGUUGUGGUGGAAGCGGGCGCAGGUGAUGCAUCCAAAUUCUCAGAUGACCAAUACAGAGAAGCUGGUGCCGUAAUCCAGGGGACCAAGGAAGUGCUGGGGUCGGACCUGGUCCUGAAGGUGCGGGCGCCCAUGUUAAAUCCGCUGCUGGGAGUGCAUGAAGUGGACCUCUUCAAACCUUCGUCUACCCUCAUCAGCUUUAUUUACCCUGCACAAAACGCAGAGCUGCUCAACAAACUUGCGGAGAAAAAGGCAACUGUAUUGGCCAUGGACCAGGUGCCACGUGUUACAAUCGCUCAGGGAUAUGAUGCGCUGAGCUCCAUGGCAAACAUUGCAGGCUACAAAGCGGUUGUUUUGGCUGCAAACAACUUUGGGCGUUUUUUCACCGGUCAGAUCACGGCAGCUGGCAAGGUCCCGCCAGCAAAGGUCCUUAUCAUCGGAGGUGGUGUUGCUGGGCUGGCUGCCGCAGGAGCUGCUAAGUCUAUGGGGGCGAUCGUCCGUGGCUUCGACACCAGGGCUGCCGCACUGGAACAAUUUAAGUCCCUCGGAGCUGAGCCUCUCGAGGUGGAUCUGAAGGAGUCCGGAGAGGGCCAAGGCGGUUAUGCCAAAGAAAUGUCCAAAGAGUUCAUUGAAGCAGAGAUGAAGCUGUUUGCCAAGCAGUGCCAAGAUGUGGACAUCAUCAUCACGACGGCUCUGAUUCCCGGUAAAAGAGCGCCCGUAUUGUUCCGUAAAGACAUGAUUGAUCUGAUGAAGGAGGGCUCCGUUGUGGUUGACCUGGCUUCUGAGGCAGGAGGAAACAUUGAAACUACUAAGCCUGGAGAACUCUAUGUUUACAAGGGAAUAACGCAUAUUGGAUACACAGAUUUCCCAAGCAGAAUGGCUACCCAAGCAAGCACCCUGUACUCAAACAACAUCAUUAAGCUUCUGAAGGCGAUCAGCCCCGACAAGGAUAACUUUUACUAUGACCUGAAGGAUGACUUUGAUUAUGGCACCAUGGGCCAUGUUAUCAGAGGAACUACAGUCAUGAAGGACGGAAAAACUAUAUUUCCAGCACCUCUACCUAAAAAACUGCCAGAGGCGGCUCCCGUUAAACAUAAAACGGUAGCGGAACUGGAAGCCGAAAAAGCAUCUGCCAUUUCCCCGUUCCGGAAGACCAUGAAUAGCGCCUCUGCAUACACGGCCGGCUUGACCACGCUCCUUGGACUGGGCAUUGCUUCUCCCCAUUCUGCUUUUACUCAGAUGGUGACCACCUUUGGUCUCGCUGGAAUUGUUGGCUAUCAUACCGUGUGGGGUGUUACACCGGCUCUGCAUUCCCCUCUUAUGUCCGUCACAAAUGCCAUCUCCGGUCUGACAGCCGUUGGAGGUCUUGCACUCAUGGGGGGCAAUUAUCUCCCCACCAACACCCCCGAGUUACUAGCUGUGCUUUCUGCGUUCGUGUCUUCUAUUAACAUUGCAGGUGGCUUCCUGGUUACACAAAGAAUGCUGGACAUGUUCAAGCGUCCAACCGACCCCCCUGAGUAUAACUACCUGUACCUGCUGCCCGGAGGGGUAUUUGUUGGGGGCUACGCAGCUGCACUCAACAGUGGCUACAACAUUGAGCAGAUGAUCUAUCUGGGUUCCGGCCUGUGUUGUGUCGGCGCUCUCGCUGGUCUCUCCACGCAAAGGACUGCCCGUCUUGGCAACGCCCUGGGCAUGAUGGGGGUCGCUGGUGGGAUAGUGGCCACCCUGGGUGCUCUCAAGCCAACCCCAGAAUUGCUAGCACAGAUGUCCGGAGCAAUGGCACUUGGUGGCACCAUGGGUCUGACUAUUGCCAAACGUAUCCAGAUUUCGGACCUACCGCAGCUUGUAGCCGCGUUCCACAGCCUGGUUGGUCUGGCUGCUGUUCUUACCUGCGUGGCUGAAUACAUGAUCGAAUAUCCGCACUUCGCCACGGACCCGGCCGCAAACCUCACGAAGAUUGUGGCGUACCUGGGCACCUACAUCGGUGGAGUGACAUUCAGCGGUUCUCUGGUGGCUUAUGGGAAGCUGCAGGGAAUUCUCAACUCUGCCCCGCUCAUGCUGCCGGGAAGACACUAUAUGAACGCGGGAUUGAUGGCAGCCAGCGUCGGCGGCAUGAUCCCAUACAUGCUGGAUCCAAGUUAUACAACCGGUAUCACGUGCCUCGGCUCGGUGUCAGCCCUGUCCGCCAUCAUGGGAGUGACGCUGACGGCUGCCAUUGGAGGUGCCGACAUGCCUGUGGUUAUCACGGUUUUGAACAGCUACUCCGGCUGGGCCCUGUGUGCCGAGGGAUUCCUGCUCAACAACAACCUUCUCACUAUUGUCGGGGCCCUGAUCGGUUCCUCUGGAGCGAUCCUUUCCUACAUCAUGUGCGUGGCAAUGAACAGAUCCCUUGCAAACGUGAUCCUUGGGGGCUACGGAACCACAUCGACUGCUGGCGGAAAACCCAUGGAAAUCACCGGUACCCACACAGAAAUCAAUCUGGACAACGCAGUUGAAUUGAUAAAGGAGGCCAACAACAUCAUCAUUACACCAGGUUAUGGUCUUUGUGCUGCAAAGGCUCAAUACCCCAUUGCAGAUUUGGUGAAGAUACUGAAAGAACAAGGCAAACAUGUCCGGUUCGGCAUCCACCCAGUCGCCGGCCGCAUGCCUGGUCAGCUUAACGUGCUUUUGGCUGAAGCUGGCGUGCCGUAUGACAUCGUACUUGAGAUGGAUGAGAUCAACGAGGACUUCCCUGAAACUGAUUUGGUCCUGGUGAUCGGUGCCAAUGACACUGUUAACUCGGCAGCACAAGAAGAUCCCAACUCAAUAAUUGCUGGAAUGCCUGUUCUAGAGGUGUGGAAAUCCAAGCAGGUCGUUGUGAUGAAGAGGUCCCUGGGAGUUGGAUAUGCAGCUGUGGACAACCCCAUCUUCUACAAACCCAACACUUCUAUGCUUUUGGGAGAUGCCAAGAAAACGUGUGACGCCCUGCAGUCCAAAGUACGGGAGUCCUACCAGAACUAGAUGCUCACUUUUUGAUUUUUAUACAAGCUUCUUACUGGCCAGUGUUAGUAAUUUUUGAAAACAAACACCGUUUUAUAAUAGAACUUGUUAGCAACGACCAUGAGCAUGGGAAAAGAAACCAACAGAGUAUUUGGUAAAACGUAAUGAGUCGCAUGAGCUCGUUAGUAUGAUUCACCACCUUGUUUUUUACAUGGAAGCCCGUUUGGCUUGCUGUUUUAUAUAUCCUUGCUAAACACAUUGAGUAAAUUGGUUUAAUCCAGGUGUACUCUAACUAUAUAAAGCUUGAAUCCUGGCUAUUGGCCAACAGCCAAUGACCUUUUUUACCAUGUAGGGGUUAAAAAAUAAAUUAAAAGCACUUACUAAAUGUAUCAAAA